AUGCGCUUGCUUUCAACCGUUGUCCUGUCAGCUGGAGCCUAUAUCGCUGCCUCUAUUUGCCUCCUCCAGAUGGCAAUACGUAGCAAGAGGCGGAAAUUACUCUUGAAAAGAAACUUUCCCUACCCUAUAACCAAGAUUGCUCACCGCGGUGGUUCCCUCUUGGGUCCGGAAAACACAAUGUACGCAUUUAUGCAGGCUGCCGAGGUUGGGCUUUGUGACAUGAUCGAGCUGGAUGUCGUGGAAUCGAAGGAUGGGCAAAUCGUCGUGUGCCAUGACCGCACACUUGAGCGCACAUGCGGCCCAGAGUACGCGGGGGUGGCGAUUUCAGAUUUGGUGGUCGGCAAGAACCCUUCCAAAACACUUCCUCAAUGUAAGAGAACUAUUGAGUUGGAGUUUGCCACUCGCGGCAUCAAGCAGUACGAGGGGCCUGACAGCGUCCCCGUUGAUGAUACCACCAGAAUUUGCCUCUUAAGUGAAGUGUUCAAGAUGUUCCCUUCUAUGCCGCUGCACAUUGACAUCAAGGAUGAAAGCAAAGAUUUUGUCGCUGUAGUCUUAAACCUGCUUGCCGCGCACGGACGCGAAGGUAUCACCAUCGUGGGAAGCAGCCGGCCGAAGAACCGACAGUUCAUCAACGAGUACUUUGCGGAGAGAGAUCCUGAAAUUCGGAAACGGUACCGGAUUUUUGGAGGACCUCACGAUUUUUUCCGGACGUACCUCCUUUUUUACACGGGGCUACUGCCGUACUUCCCCGUAAACUAUGAUGUUUUCUCGAUUCCGGUUUUUACAAGCACCAUGAAGAAGGAUGCCGAAAGGAAAUAUGGAAGAAUCGUCGCAGCCGUGGCUGCAUUUCUUUUCUCUUCACCAUUACUGUGGAGGUACCUCCAGAGCCGAGGGGUCGCUGUGAUUGGGUGGAACCUCAACGACGGAGUUGACAUUUUGCAAGGAAUUCAGUGGCCCCUAAACGGUUUGAUGUCUGACGAUCCCAUCAAACUCCGCCAGGUAAUAAACGCGAACAAGAAAGUAGCCCGGUUGAACGUGCUAGUCAGCUAG
Leishmania mexicana MHOM/GT/2001/U1103 is the source of this 1050-nucleotide messenger RNA. Its product is annotated as glycerophosphoryl diester phosphodiesterase,putative. Lineage: Eukaryota; Euglenozoa; Kinetoplastea; Trypanosomatida; Trypanosomatidae. Gene Ontology annotation, molecular function: phosphoric diester hydrolase activity. The record is from RefSeq and is a predicted model, not a curated record. Bases 1 to 1050 code for a protein of 349 amino acids. Gene Ontology annotation, biological process: glycerophospholipid catabolic process. The transcript has a single exon.